Lates calcarifer (barramundi perch) is the source of this 543-nucleotide messenger RNA. Its product is annotated as gamma-crystallin M3. Gene Ontology annotation, molecular function: structural constituent of eye lens. NCBI's taxonomy places the organism in Eukaryota, Metazoa, Chordata, Actinopteri, Centropomidae. The transcript has 3 exons. Gene Ontology annotation, biological process: visual perception; lens development in camera-type eye. Bases 10 to 543 code for a protein of 177 amino acids. The record is from RefSeq and is a predicted model, not a curated record.
ACUGUAGCCAUGACCAUGGGCAAGAUCAUCUUCUACGAGGACAGGAACUUCCAGGGUCGUUCCUAUGAGACCAGCAGCGACUGCGCUGACAUGUCCUCCUACCUGAGCAGGUGUCACUCCUGCAGGGUGGAGAGCGGCUGCUUCAUGGUCUAUGACCGUACUAACUACAUGGGAAACCAGUUCUUCGUGAGGAGGGGCGAGUACUCUGACUACCAGCGUAUGGGCAUGAGUGAUUGCAUCAGGUCUUGCCGCAUGAUCCCCAUGCACAGAGGCCAGUUCAGGAUGAGGAUCUACGAGAGGGAGAACUUCGGUGGUCAGAUGUAUGAGCUGAUGGACGACUGUGACAACAUGAUGGACCGCUACCGCAUGAACGACUGCAUGUCCUGCAACGUGAUGGACGGCCACUGGCUGAUGUACGAGCAGCCCCACUACAGAGGCAGGAUGAUGUACCUGAGGCCCGGAGAGUACAGGAGCUUCAGGGACAUGGGAUAUAGUGGCAUGAGGUGGAUGAGCAUGAGGCGCAUCAUGGAUUCCUGUUAUUAG